GGUGCCCGGCCCAGUCAGAGUCCAGAGAAAUCAAGACUUUCGGACUACGCUCUGGAAAGCCAGAGAGAGGCGGAGCGGGAGGACCCGGCGCAGAGCGGCGCCCGCGGAGCCCGACUCCGCAACGCUGCGGCCUUUUUCGCCUCGGACUACGUUUCCCAGCGGCCCCCGCGGGAGCUGGGCCGGCGGCCCCUUUGUGUCCUCCGGGAGCUGAGGGAGCUGAGGUGCUUCUUUCCUGGCCCGCUGAGGCUGGGUUCCGUCCAACUGAGGGUGGCGGGCGAGGCCCGAGUGGAGGAGAUUCCCUGAGCCUUGGGGCGCGAACGGGAUCUUCCCUCAGUUCAGUUCUGCAGUCAACUGAGGUCACUGCCAUUUCUCAAGGGAAGAACCAGGAGGAAGAAGGAAUGGCUUUUGGACUUCUCAAUGCCAUGUACCAGAAAGAAGGAAGGGAAAAAUGGUCUGGAAACAAUGUGAAGAGCAAAGAGGUCACCUGCAUCACCUCCAAAUACCAUGGCACAAGGAAUGUGGAAAAUAAGAGUCACCAGAUGACAGGGCAUCAGGGGAGUAGUCCACUCAGCCGAAAGCAUUGUUUUUCUAAGGGCAAAAAGGAGUUGGUGACAUUCAGAGAUGUGGCUGUGGACUUCUCCCAAGAGGAGUGGAACUGUCUGAAUUCCUCUCAGAGGCAUUUAUACAGUAAUGUGAUGUUGGAAAACUAUAGGAUCUUGGUGUCACUGGGUCUUUGCUUUUCUAAGCCAAGUGUGAUAUUAUUGUUGGAACAAGGAAAAGAACCGUGGAUGGUGAAGAGAGAGUUCACAAGUGGCUUGUGCUCAGGCUGGGAAUCUAUGUGUGAGACUGAAGAAUUAAUGCCAAAGCAGGAACUUUAUGAAAAACAGUCAUCCCAGAAUAUAAUAGAAAAACUUACAAGCUUUGGCCUUGAGUACUCCAGUUUGAGAGAAGAUUGGAAAUGUGAGGGCCCUUUCGAAAGACAACCAGAAAAUCAGAAGGCAUGUUUGAAGAAAGAGACAAUCCCUUAUGAAGAAGCCCUUGUUGAUGAGGGAAAAGAAGAACAUAACAAAUCUUGGGGAAGUUUCCAUCAGGACACACUGCUUCAUACACAACAAAUAAUCCCCAAAGAGGAAAAAGUGUAUAAACAUGAAACAUGCAAGAAAAGCUUAAGAAACAAUUUGGUGAGUAUUAAACCCAAGAAUGUCUAUGCAGAGAAGAAACUUUUGAAAUGUAAUGAUUGUGAAAAAGUCUUUAGCCAGAGCUCAUCCCUUACUCUUCAUCAAAGAAUUCAUACUGGAGAGAAACCCUAUAAAUGUGUGGAAUGUGGGAAAGCCUUCAGCCAGAGAUCAAACCUUGUUCAACAUCACAGGAUUCAUACUGGAGAAAAACCCUAUGAAUGUAAGGAAUGUAGAAAAGCUUUCAGUCAGAAUGCACAUCUAGUUCAACAUCUGAGAGUUCAUACUGGAGAAAAACCUUACGAAUGUAAGGUAUGUAGGAAAGCCUUCAGCCAGUUUGCCUAUCUUGCUCAACAUCAGAGAGUUCACACUGGGGAGAAACCUUAUGAAUGUAUUGAAUGUGGAAAAGCAUUUAGCAAUAGGUCAUCCAUUGCUCAACACCAGAGAGUUCAUACUGGAGAGAAACCUUAUGAAUGUAAUGUUUGUGGAAAAGCAUUUAGCCUUCGUGCAUACCUUACUGUACAUCAGAGAAUACAUACUGGAGAGAGACCUUAUGAAUGUAAGGAAUGUGGGAAAGCCUUCAGUCAGAAUUCACACCUUGCUCAACAUCAGAGAAUUCAUACAGGAGAAAAACCUUAUAAAUGCCAGGAAUGUAGGAAAGCAUUCAGCCAGAUUGCCUACCUUGCUCAACAUCAAAGAGUUCAUACUGGAGAGAAACCCUAUGAAUGUAUUAAAUGUGGGAAGGCUUUUAGCAAUGACUCAUCCCUUACUCAACAUCAGAGAGUUCAUACUGGAGAAAAACCUUAUGAAUGUAAUGUUUGCGGAAAGGCUUUUAGUUACUGUGGAUCCCUUGCCCAGCAUCAAAGAAUUCAUACUGGAGAGAGACCCUAUGAAUGUAAAGAAUGCAAGAAAACCUUCAGGCAGCAUGCACACCUUGCUCAUCAUCAGAGAAUUCACAUUGGGGAAUCCCUCUCACCACCCAAUCCAACCAAUCACCAAGUCUUAUAAAUCUAAUCUCCUAAAUAUUUCUGGAACAUUUUAUCUUCAAUGUUGUUACCUUAAGUCUAGGGUUCAUCUCACAUAGAUCAGUGUUACAGCUUUCUAAUGGGUCUUCCAGUAUUCAUUUUUGCUACCCUUAAAUCCAUUUUCCAUAAUGCACCCAAAUUGAUGUUUUAAAGUUUAAGAAUUAACAUAUUUCUAGUUAAAACGUUUUUUUUGCUAGCAAUUGUUCUUAAACUAAUAUCCACAGCCUUGUAAUUGUCAGUGAGACUCUCCAUUAUCUGGUUCUUACAUACCACACAGCCUUAUUUUAGUCCAGUCUCUUCUAGGCACUAGGUACUUCCGAGGACUGAGAACUUAGAUUUUGGAAAAUCACUACUAAUGGCAUUGUGUGACUUUGAACAACUCGUUUGACUUAUCUAAACCUCAGGAUUUUUUCUUUCAUUCUUUAAAUAGGGAUGAUAAAAGAUACUAUAUUGUAGAAAUGUGAGCAUUAAAUGAAAUUCUGUCUGUUGUAAAUUGAUGCUUAUUAAAUGAGGAAUUUGCAUGUAAAGUACUUCACAUAGUAUGUCAACUAUAGCAGAUAACCUAAUAUGUAUUGGGUGCCUAUUAUGCAUUAGGCACUGUUAUACAUAACUCAUGUUAACUCAUUCAAUCCCACACUGAAAACAAUAUUCAUUAGUGGACAAGGUAGACAGUAUCCCUGGGAAACAUCAGAUCAAAGUUGGAAAAACAUAAAAAUUUUAGAACAUAAGGGAAUCUUUGUACUCCAAGUGAAUAAUCAAUAUAGACACAGGUAGUAGAACUAUUAUAACCAGUUUUAGAAAGUUUCUAAAGAGAAUGACUUGUAUAAACACUAAAAUAAAGAAAAUUAGGAUUCACUGGAAAGAAUACAAAACUUAAAUUUAGGUCUAGGAAAUAAUAGAAAUGAUUACAAUUAAUUCUUUAAAAAAAUUCAUAGGUGCCAUUAAAAAAACACCAAACCAACUGAUUGUAUGGGUGAAUUCAGGUAAUUUUAAAAACAUAUAAAUUGUCUUAUACUACACAAAAAAAUGUAAAGUUUUUGGGCUGGGGAGAGAGCUCAGUCGGUAGAGUGCUUG
Sciurus carolinensis (gray squirrel) is the source of this 3274-nucleotide messenger RNA. It is a transcript of the gene Znf570, whose product is annotated as zinc finger protein 570. The transcript has 6 exons. Gene Ontology annotation, molecular function: RNA polymerase II cis-regulatory region sequence-specific DNA binding; DNA-binding transcription repressor activity, RNA polymerase II-specific. The record is from RefSeq and is a predicted model, not a curated record. Gene Ontology annotation, cellular component: PcG protein complex; transcription regulator complex. Lineage: Eukaryota; Metazoa; Chordata; Mammalia; Rodentia; Sciuridae. The coding region runs from base 399 to 2183 and encodes 594 amino acids. Gene Ontology annotation, biological process: negative regulation of transcription by RNA polymerase II.